This is a messenger RNA of Helianthus annuus (common sunflower), 1446 nucleotides long. RefSeq names its product palmitoyl-monogalactosyldiacylglycerol delta-7 desaturase, chloroplastic. The transcript has 5 exons. Lineage: Eukaryota; Viridiplantae; Streptophyta; Magnoliopsida; Asterales; Asteraceae. Gene Ontology annotation, biological process: lipid metabolic process. Gene Ontology annotation, molecular function: oxidoreductase activity, acting on paired donors, with oxidation of a pair of donors resulting in the reduction of molecular oxygen to two molecules of water. The coding region runs from base 25 to 972 and encodes 315 amino acids. The record is from RefSeq and is a predicted model, not a curated record. Gene Ontology annotation, cellular component: endoplasmic reticulum membrane.
UAAGCAUAAAUCAGAAUUAAAAAAAUGAGAAACAUGAUCGAAGUUUCCCAAGGUGUAAAGGACUCUGAAUAUGGCAAAAUAAUGUUCUCCAAUGUGAUGGUUACGAGGAAGAGAAACCUUUUCAUGGGUCGUACAUGGAGGACUCUUGAUAUCAAAAUGGCAGUAGGCAUUCUAGCUGUUCAUUUGUUGGCACUUUUCGCGCCGUUUACGUUUACAUGGGGUGCAUUCUGGGCGGGCUUUAUCAGCUACGCGUUGCGUGGAAUUUUUGGUAUAACUAUGUCGUAUCACCGAAAUCUAGCACACCAUAGUCUCAAGCUACCCAAAUGGCUUGAAUAUACCUUUGCUUAUCUUGGAGUACUUGCUUUGCAGAGGGAUCCCAUAUAUUGGGUGAGCAUGCAUAGAUAUCAUCAUCAAUAUGUUGAUUCAGAGAAAGAUCCACACUCUCCAAUCUUUGGAUUUUGGUUUAGUCAUAUGGGUUGGCUCUUUGACAGUGGUUACAUUCUUGAAAAGUAUCAAGAACGUAAAAAUGUGGAGGAUUUAAAGAAUCAAGCAUUCUACAGAUUCAUCAAAAGAACCUAUCUAUUGCAUCUGUUUGCAUUUGCUGUCAUUGCUUAUAUUUUUGGUGGAUUUACCUACCUCGUGUGGGUCGUGGGAGUUUCAACCACAUGGGGAUAUCAUGUGACUUUUCUUGUGAACUCAGCAUGUCAUAUAUGGGGAAAUCAAGUUUGGAACACCGGUGAUCUCUCCAAGAAUAAUUGGUGGGUAGCAUUGGUUACUUUUGGUGAAGGGUGGCAUAAUAAUCAUCAUGCAUUUGAGUAUUCAGCUCGACAUGGAUUAGAAUGGUGGCAAAUUGACUUUUGUUGGUAUAUGAUAAGGUUUCUUGAAGCAGUAGGGUUAGCCACCAAUGUUAAGUUACCAACCGAUAAUCACAAACUUAAGAAGUCAUUGGCAUCUCUUAACAAGUUCAAGUGAUCAGUGAUUGUGUGUGUCUAUAUAUAUACACACAUAUAUUUGUAAGGGUUCGUCUACAAAGGACAUUUUUCAUUCAAAGUGUGAGAAAUCUAUGUGGGCUUUGUGUUUUAAACUUUAGGCAUGAUGGUAUAGAUUCUUUUGACAUAAUAUUAUAUAGAAAAACACCAAACGAUGCGAAGAAAGUAAUCAAUGUGUUUCAUAUUUGAUGCUUAGAAUACAUUUGAUUGUAUUCUAUAUUGUUGUGUUUGGUGGUUUUCAAUAUAACAUUAUCCAAAGGCAUCUAAAACAUAAUGUCUAAAAUACAAAACACAAUACCUACAUAGACUUCUCACACUUUGUAGGAAAAAUACCAUUUGUAGACUAACUCUACCGUGUGUGUAUAGAUAUAUAUAAUAUUUGUUAAGAUUAAGUGUAUGGUGUGUUAUUUGUCUGUACCACUUGUUGGUUUUAUUUAAAAACUUUGUUAAAUUGUUA